Molecule: messenger RNA, 1035 nt
Organism: Penicillium subrubescens
Lineage: Eukaryota; Fungi; Ascomycota; Eurotiomycetes; Eurotiales; Aspergillaceae
Exons: 1
Coding region: 1-1035 (344 amino acids)
Source: RefSeq, a predicted model, not a curated record
AUGGCAUUGACUUAUUCCACUCAUACUCCUCUCGCUCGCCACAUUCUCCCCAUCUCCUUCAGAACCUCCAUCUCCCUCGUCUUCUUCCUUUUCUACCUUCAAUUCCUCUACGCCAUCUCUUUCAUUCUGAACCCAUUCAGGCCCUUAAAAUAUGGUCCUCGACCCUUCAAAAACGCUAUCAAGCGUACUGAAACCCGGGUCAUUGACAUCAUCGUUGAGAUCCUUCCACCACCAAUCUAUCGUUCACCAGUCCCGAGUAGCGCCUUCCUGCAUGAGGAUGCUUUCUCACACCGGUCUACCACUGCCCACUGUGCCUCGCACCUGGGCUUUUAUCGUGUACGCAGUGCACUCCCACGUGUCGUGGAGCUCGCCGAAUUGCCCCAGGUUUAUCAUCCCGGUGCAGUUGGAAGAAGUCUUUCGCCCAGCUUGCACCACGAGAAUCAGAGACCGGCUACCGAUGCUGUGCAAAUUGCUUCUGUGUCAACCAAUCAUGGAGCGCACAAUUAUCCCGGUUUCUCGUACUAUGACGGCAUGAGCAACACUACUCUUCCAUCAACCAGUUGCCCAAACAUCGCUCUGGCCGGUAAUGGAAAUCACCAUGGUCUCAUCGCCCCGCCGCCCACCCCAGUGCAGCCACAGCUUCAGCAGGAAGAGCAGCGACGAAUCGUCCAGCUAGUCCACGGCAUUCCCAUUGAGGAGGUUGUUGAACUCAACUCUGUUGAAAAAAUUCAGCCCACCCCCAGCAUCAACACCAUCAUCAACUCCCCCACGGUCUCAACUGAUGAGCCCAAAACUUCGCUCGCUGUCAUCCCACCAUCUUCAUUACAGUACUCGUCACUACGGUACUCGUCAUCACACUACACGGACAACAACUUGACUGAUCUGAGUCUUGAGAGCAAUCGUACCACCAAAACCCACUCGACACAGACUUAUCCGCCCAAGUUUCCGGUCAGCGAAUACACUUCCUUGGUUACGGAGUUAUCGUCGUUUCGUGAGAAGGGGACGACUCAUGUGCGGCCCUUUUCGGAUUAUUAG